GAGAGUGAGAUCAAAAAGGCAGCACAAGCGGGCAACAAGCAGGCAUGCACUGUGCUUGCCAAGCAGCUGGUGCAGCUGCGCAAGCAAAAGACUCGCACCUACACGAUGCAGUCUCGUGUGUCGGCGGUGGGCGCACAGGGCAAGGCGAUGUCUUCAAACAUGGCAAUGGCAAACGCAAUGUCUACGACAACAAAGACGAUGCAAGGCAUGAAUAAGACCAUGGAUCCGAUGAAGGUGGCCAAGACAAUGAAGGAGUUCGAGAUGGCAAACACGAAGAUGGAGAUGAGCGAAGAGAUGAUCAACGACACUCUCGAUGACAUCCUGACAGAGUCGGGAGAUGAAGAAGAGGAGGAUGCCAUUGUUACCCAGGUGCUUGAUGAGAUAGGGAUCGAGAUGACAGGCAAGGUUGCUGCCGCUCCCACUGCAGGUAAAGGGCAGCUUGGCGAAUUGUCUAAGGCUGAGGUGACCGACGCUGAUAUCGAGAGGCAGCUAGCACAGCUGAUGAAAUCAUAGCAGGUGGCAGCACUGAAGCAAGCAUCAACACUGUAGCCAGGGUCGUAGCUUCGGGGGGGGGCCCUAGAUUUUGGAGCAAAAUUUAAAAAUAAGCUUGGCUAUUAAUCGUAAAUAACCCUAACGAGAU
Molecule: messenger RNA, 640 nt
Organism: Priapulus caudatus
Lineage: Eukaryota; Metazoa; Priapulida; Priapulimorpha; Priapulimorphida; Priapulidae
Product: charged multivesicular body protein 2b-like
Biological process (GO): endosome transport via multivesicular body sorting pathway; protein transport; late endosome to vacuole transport
Cellular component (GO): ESCRT III complex; multivesicular body
Source: RefSeq, a predicted model, not a curated record